AUGGCAAGUGGUGCUGAAAUAAAAGCUCAACGCAAUCGUGUGCUUGAUGUUGGUCAGGAGCCGCUCAAAAUGCUCUUACCAAUAUGUGGAUACGAGGAUUCACCCUUAGUCUCACUUGAAAAAGCUGUUAAACCACUUUUGGCAAUUCUUCCUGACGUAAAAUACGAUGCUCAUACUGCGAAACGAGAAUCUGCGGAGAGGCCAGCCAACGGUCUAACCAGGGAUGAAUCAGCAGCUAUCAUAUUGUACUCAAUGGAAGGAAAAUCUCGUGAAAAAAGCCUCUACUAUACCCUCAACAGCAUACUUCGAUCGGAAAACAGAAGUAAACUAGAGCCAUGGUUUCUGUAUUUAAAACUUUUUAUGAGUGGGCUCACUCGUCUUCCAUCAGCUCGUCAAUUUGUUUAUCGAGGAGUUAAAAUGGACUUGAGCAAACGCUAUAAAAAAGGAGAUGUGUUCAUUUGGUGGGCAUUUUCAUCUUGUAGUGCAUCGCUUGAAGCACUCGAAAACGAAGACUUUUUGGGUCGAACUGGUAAAAGAACACUGUUCACCAUCGAUUGUGACAACGGAAAAGAUAUAAGUCAACAUGUGUAUUAUCAGUUGGAGAAAGAAAUUCUACUCCCUGCUGCUAGUCAAUUCGAGGUGGUCGCUUCUUUAGAACCAGCAGAUGACUUUCAUAUUAUUCAAUUAAAAGAGAUUCAAUCUCAAGUUGAUCUCCAGCAUCCAGUUUCAGUAAUUUUGAACUCGAAAACCAAGUCUUUAUCUGGUAAGAAAAAGCAAUAUUCUUGCUUUGAUUUUUACUCCGCUAUUUUACAAGUGAACAACUUAUUAAUAGCAUAA
Rotaria socialis is the source of this 837-nucleotide messenger RNA. The record is from the annotation of a GenBank genome assembly. NCBI's taxonomy places the organism in Eukaryota, Metazoa, Rotifera, Eurotatoria, Philodinida, Philodinidae.